Aspergillus saccharolyticus JOP 1030-1 is the source of this 713-nucleotide messenger RNA. RefSeq lists its product as uncharacterized. NCBI's taxonomy places the organism in Eukaryota, Fungi, Ascomycota, Eurotiomycetes, Eurotiales, Aspergillaceae. Bases 109 to 606 code for a protein of 165 amino acids. The record is from RefSeq and is a predicted model, not a curated record. The transcript has a single exon.
UGUGCUCGGCCUGACGAGCGAAAACGUCAUUGUACGUGACUAAUCUCACCUUUAGCCAGCUACCUAGGCAGCCUAUAUAACCUUCCAGGUUCCAACUCAACCUCUACCAUGCAAGCACUCCUCACCACUCCCGUCUUUUUCUUCCUAUUUAUCGCAACCACCAUGGCUGAAAACCUCACCCGCUACCACACUGCGCCCCCUUCGAACGCGAUCAUCAUAUACGACCGUCAAACCCUCAACGACCUGGCUCGAGCCAACGCCGACGGCCUUCUCUGGGACGAAAACGGCGGGUACUACCUCAAGACCGCAGGCAACGAGAUCAUCGCCGUGGCGGCGGAUGCCCUGUGCACGGAGCUGGACGCCGCGCAUGCCAGCGCAGCCGCUACUUGGGCCGAGCGCAAUCUCAAUGGCAACGACAAGGAAGUCGCUGCCGCAGCACCUGCGAGCCAGAAGGAUGCUGAUGUCACUAAGAGCGGCGCGAACCUCGCUUGCUAUCCGCAUUGUGCUCGCGGUAAGUGCAGUCACCCGCGCUGCUUUACAAAUGCGCUUUGUACGACGUACAACUACUGCCAUAUAUGCUCAGGCUCUUAUAAGUAUUGUAUUUAGAUUGAAGGCAAUUUCGGGCGUUUGAGAGAUUGAGUUCUGGAAAUGGUGCUGGGGUGGGGAAUGAAAGGAGUUCGUUCGUCCAUGGAAGCCAAGUCUGGCUCUCUUAA